Messenger RNA from Dentiscutata heterogama, 172 nucleotides. The record is from the annotation of a GenBank genome assembly. NCBI's taxonomy places the organism in Eukaryota, Fungi, Glomeromycota, Glomeromycetes, Diversisporales, Gigasporaceae.
UUUUUGAUACCUAACUCAGCUCAAGCAUAUCGUAAAUAUUUAGAGGCUCGAAAGCUAUUUAAAGUAGAAGAAGCUAAAUAUCUGCUUGUUUUAUUUAAACUAUUAAAAUCUGUUUCUGAAGAAUCAGAUUAUAAAAAUGCUUUUGUAACAUAUGAUAAAAUUAAAGAUGAAG